Molecule: messenger RNA, 990 nt
Organism: Corylus avellana
Lineage: Eukaryota; Viridiplantae; Streptophyta; Magnoliopsida; Fagales; Betulaceae
Source: RefSeq, a predicted model, not a curated record
UCCUUGGUACACUCGUACGCAAUUGGAAACAACCAAAAAUGGCUGCUCACACGCUCUCGAAGCUCCCAACAACAUCUUCGACAUCAGCAUCCUUAUUCUCCAACUCCAAUACCAGAAGAAGACGACCACAAAGCCUACCUCUCCCAUGGCUAGGCACCAACAACGUCUCGCUUCGGUACUCAAACCUCAGACCCCACGAACAGUCAAAGCACCGACCCAUCGCCGCCUCGGUGUUGUCCAGCCUCCCCACUGCGAACCCAGAGAGACUUUCCUCAGCUGAGAAAGUUCCCAAAUGGUCUAGGAAGGCAAUCAAGUCAUUUGCUAUGGGGGAAUUGGAAGCGAGGAAGCUCAAGUAUCCAACUACUGGGACUGAAGCCCUUCUCAUGGGGAUUCUCAUUGAGGGCACUAGUCUGGCUUCAAAGUUUUUGCGGGCGAAUGGAAUUACACUUUUCAAGGUGCGUGAUGAAACUAUCAAGUUACUUGGGAAAGCCGAGAUGUAUUUUUUUAGUCCUGAGCAUCCUCCCCUGACUGAAGCAGCUCAAAGGGCCCUUGACUGGGCUGUUGAUCAGAAACUAAAAGCUGGUGAUGGUGGGGAAAUUUUAACAUCUCAUCUGCUUCUUGGCAUAUGGUCUGAAGCAGGAUCGCCAGGUCAUAAGAUAAUGGCUACCCUUGGUUUUAAUGAUGAGAAAGCCAAAGAGCUGGAGUCUUUAAGUUCUGAAUCUGGAAUGUAGAUGAUUGAAGCAUUCAUUCGAUUCCUAUGGUUACCAUUAGUGUAAUUCUUUUCGUCAGCUGUGGAUAAAUGAUGCUGUCUCUGCUUUCCUUCGAAGUUACAAGUUGUCUCAUGAAUUCAUCCUUUAGGACUUUGCAGAUUGCUUCCCUUUUGAGCUUGCCUAUGUAACUUUUUCUCCAUAUGGAUUAGUAUUUUGAGCAAAUAAUGUUUUGGAGCUCAUCUUUGGCAGCUAGUUUAAUGUCAUGACAAUCGUUUAACUU